This is a messenger RNA of Guillardia theta CCMP2712, 444 nucleotides long. RefSeq lists its product as hypothetical. The record is from RefSeq and is a predicted model, not a curated record. Bases 1 to 444 code for a protein of 147 amino acids. Lineage: Eukaryota; Cryptophyceae; Pyrenomonadales; Geminigeraceae. The transcript has a single exon.
AUGUUGGAAUUCAGAAGAAUCUUGCAGUUUGCUGUCGUGGCAAAGGAGCUCGGCGAUGUUGUCAAAGUGAAUUUCAUCAAGGGUAGCUUCUGCUUGCAACAGCUUUCUCGACAAGCUUCGUAUCACAAGGCGCACGGUUUCAUCAUCGGUAAGGAGCCGACCUUUAGAUCUUUGCCUUUCGCACAAGACCGAACAUUCCAGCGUGUGCUGAGGUCCAGCUGCUUCGAGGCAUGCUUCCUCGCAAAAGAGGGUGGUACAUCUCCAGCAACGAGCUCCCCCCCCUCUAUCAAUGCCCUUCAUGCAAUGACUGCAAAUAUCAUUCACAUGAUCGUCGGCUACAACUGUGCAAUAGUUUUCGGAUCGCAGAAGAACAGAACCAGCUUGACAGCUCCGCGACAACCUCGCAAACCUCCCAUACCUGCGGUCGAUGUGGAGCUGCAAUAA